Capsella rubella is the source of this 1204-nucleotide messenger RNA. RefSeq names its product F-box protein At5g39250. The record is from RefSeq and is a predicted model, not a curated record. NCBI's taxonomy places the organism in Eukaryota, Viridiplantae, Streptophyta, Magnoliopsida, Brassicales, Brassicaceae. Bases 169 to 924 code for a protein of 251 amino acids. The transcript has 2 exons. Gene Ontology annotation, molecular function: protein binding.
UCCAAGUAUCAUCAUCAUCAUCUUACCAAACACGAUGAUGCCUUCUUCUUCCCCUAAUUUCCCAGAAAAUUGAAAAAAUUCUCCAAUUUACUUGUGAAAUCCCACUUAUUUGAUCCAAUCUUCGUCUCCAGAUCAUGUGAAACAAAAAAAGUGACAGUUUUGUUGAAGAUGUUAUGUGAAGAAGUAUUAAAGAAUGUGUUUCCAUUACUAGAAGGCGAAGAUCUCGCUGCUUGUAUGGGUGUAUGCAAACAAUGGAGAGAUAUAGCAAGUGAUGAUUUUUAUUGGAAAUGCCAAUGUGCAAAGAGAUGGCCUUCGGUUUGUAGACGGCGUAAGCCUCCUACUGAAACAUACUACAAGAUGUAUCAAAUGUUUAGUAAGCGGCGAGUGAGCCGUGUGCUUCCUCCUCCGAGGCUGGCCUUUGAGAACUUGGAGUUCUUUAUCGAUAUUUGGUCGGAAGAUAAGCUUGUUUUCUCAGGGUUAAUACCCGGUGUGACGUUGGAUAGUGGAAUGAAAACUUUGCCAUUAGGGAUCAGUAAUGUUCUUAGAACUCACCUUGGGAGACCUGACUACAAGAUGGUUGUUUCCGCUGAGCCUAGAUUCACUAUACCGUUAAACCAGUCUGUUAGUGUUUCUUUGCUUGUGGCAAGGAAUGAUUCGGAUAAGGUUGCUCGGAUAAUCAACCGAUCUGUCUUUGAUUAUAUAGACCGUUCAUCGUACCGAGCUCUUGCCUUUGAGUAUCUCGACUUAUCUCCUUAUUACCCUUUUAUAUCCGGUAUUCGAGCAUGGAUCUCUUUGCUUUUCUUGGAUGUCGAGGAUAUAAACGAGGGGCUACUCGACGUUUUCGGGAUUCAGUUGGAUUUUAAUGAUGUUGCUGACACUAAAGAAGAGGUUUUGUGGCUUCUAGACAUGCUUGAUUGGAAGUGAAAACAAGUUUUAACACUCAGAUUAAAGCUCUCUCUCUCUCUCAGGUUUGCAACCUCUGUACACACAACAUCGUCUGCGCCAGUACUAAUCUUUCUACAACAAAUGUUCAUUUUCUUUUAUAGUAGUUUGUGUUUUUUCUUCCCUCUUUAAUUGUUUAGUUUUCGUUUGAUCAUUUGCUGUAAUUCGAAAACUUAAUCUUACACAACACUGGAAAGUGAAUAAUUCUCAACCAAACUAUAGAAAGUGAAAUGCCAAUGUCAAAAAGACUCAAAAUUGUAUA